AGCAAAUCCCAGUACACACCCUAUACUUAUCCCAUUCAUUUAUAUUUAAUGUUUUUUUAUUUUAUUACUUUUAUUGGCAACUGCAAUGGAAACAGUAAUCGGCUUGAAGGGCAAAGAUUUUGUACUGCUUGCCGCUGAUACGAUGCUGGCUAAAUCCAUAUUCUUUUUGAGGGAUAACAGCUCAAAGAUACGCAUCCUUUCGAGGAAUUGCAUGAUGGGCGUGAUUGGCAAUGACGGCGACGCCAUGCACUUUACAGACUUCAUAUCGACGCAUAUCUCGCUCUAUGAAAUUAAGAAUGGCUAUCCCAUGGAGACCCAGACAGUUGUGCACUUCACACGCCAUCAUUUGCUGGCGAAUGUUGCCAGCAAGGUCAAGUACAUGGUUGCGAUGCUAUUGGCCUGCUUCGAUCCGAAGCGAGGACCAAAUCUAUGCUUCAUCGAUGCUCAUGGCGCUUCGCAGUCUCUCAACUAUUCCGGCCACGGCAUUGGUCACACAAUAUGCAUGAGCAUCUUCCACAUGUUGUGGAAACCCGGCCUCACCAUCGAAGGUGGACAGAGCAUAAUUCGCAAGUGUGUCGCAGAGAUUCAAAACCGUUUGAUCGUCAAUUUACGUCACUUCGAGGUCUAUCUAGUGGACAAGGACGGCAUUCGCAAGCUGGACUCAGUCGGCGGCAAACAAGUAGAUCUCAUAAAUCAAGAAUGCAUCGUCCCCAUUACACGCGCAUGAGAUCCGUUUGUAAAUGUACUCGGAAAUUCGAUGUUAUAUUAAGUUAUAUAGUCAACAGUUUGCCAAUAAGACCGCACGAUGAGGUGUAAUAGAUUUUCAAAUGUAUUUUAUACACUCUAUUAUUCUGUCCAAUGAACCAAUUGUCAAAUGAAAUGACUUACACCA
Drosophila hydei is the source of this 892-nucleotide messenger RNA. Its product is annotated as probable proteasome subunit beta type-2. Gene Ontology annotation, cellular component: proteasome core complex. Lineage: Eukaryota; Metazoa; Arthropoda; Insecta; Diptera; Drosophilidae. The transcript is spliced from 2 exons. The coding region runs from base 86 to 727 and encodes 213 amino acids. The record is from RefSeq and is a predicted model, not a curated record.